CGUCAGUCGUGUAGCAAGCGGCGGAUGUUGAGGAAGAGGGUUGUUUUUUCUCUCUCAACUGAUCACCUUCGAUAAGUAAAUAUUUGUUUAUCUUGAAGGAAGUUUUCUUUCUUAAUUUCCUGAGGCCAUAGCAUAGGAAAACCUUCGAUGCCAUGGAAGCUUAUUUCGUUAUUAAUUAAAUAAGAAAUGGAUACUAUAAUGAUUCGGCUACUGUGUUUAUCGUCCGUAUUAACAAUCUGUUACGGCAAAGAAAUUGUUUAUUAUAUUGCUAUUGAUGAAAUAGACUGGCCUUACAAACAUGCGGAUCAAAGCGAGACUGUAUUCAGAAAGGCAGCCUACCAGGAAUACAAGGACCAAACCUUCACAACCAGAAAACCAGUGACGUCACAACAUGGAUUUCUUGGUCCUACAAUCCGGGCGUCUGUUGGAAAUACACUGAGGAUUCUCGUGAAAAACAAUGCUAGACGCUCCUUCUCGUUCUACACAGACAAUCUCAACACCCAAAAGAAUGAAACAGGUGCGGUUUCCGUUGGUAGCCCUGUGUCCCCUGGAUCUGUUCUGACAUACGUCUACACUGUGACCGACGCAAACGGCCCAUCAGCAGCCUCCAUGGAUCAGUGUGUGACGUCACUGUAUUAUUCCGACGUUAACCCAAUUAAGGAUAUUAAUACAGGCUUGGUGGGGAUGCUUGUUGUAUGUAAAACUGAUUCCCCGACCAGUGUACGCGAAAUAUUCCUUCAUUAUGGGACAAUGUAUGAAAGAGAAAGCUGGUUCAGCUCUGUGAAGUCCACUAAUGAUUCUCAGCAGACGGUGUUCCCAACAAUCAAUGGAUAUACAGAAGGGAAUAUGCCUGAUAUAGACGUUUGUCUCAACAGAAAAGUCCGUCUGUAUUUCACGUCAUUAGGUGGUCAAAACGAUAUUCACACGGUUGUUCUUUAUGGACAUCAGAUGGAAGUGAGAAGCCAGAGAGUCGAUGCUGUAAAUCUGUACCCUGGUGCCACAGUCACAGCAGAGUUUCUAACGCAAGAAGAGGGAGCAUGGUUGCUGACAACACAGCAUGUAUCGGGCAAUCUUUAUGGACGAUUGCUAGUAUCACCGUGCAAUAACUCUCGUCCAGCACAACGUCUUACUGGAAACAUCCGCAGAUAUUUCAUAGCAGCCGAGAGAGCGGACCGAUCUAAAGGAAUCUCGUCUGGACCAAUCGUAUUUCAAGAGUACACAAACACAAGAUUUCAAACGAGUAAAAAGAGUAGUAUUCCUACGAAUGGAAGGUUGGGUCCUACCAUCUAUGUUGAAACGGGAGAUCUGGUCAAAGUGGUGUUCUACAAUCGAGCAGACAGGGAGCUAUCUUUGCACCCUCAUGGAUUGAGGGUGGGGAAAUUGAACGAGGGAGUAUUCUAUGAUGACGAUUAUGUAGGUAAACACACAGUUGCCGCUAACAGUCUGAAGACGUACUAUUGGAGUGUCCCCGACGAUGUAGGCCCCACACUGUUUGACGAACUUUGUCUUGUGCGUCACUACACGUCCGGCCUUGGCCACAGUAACGACACAUUUCUUUUUGGUCCUGUCAAGAUCUGCGCAGAGGGAUAUAUGCAAACAGCACCUAAAGAGACAGAUAUUUUCGUAGUGUACAGACAAAUGACUACCAGUAUCUCCAACUUUGAAAUAAACGGCGUGCCACCCUAUACACUUCCGCUAGUCUCUGUAUGUCUUGAAGAAAUCGUGAAUACACAUAUAAUGACGUUUGGAACUGCGGAACCCCAGAGCUUCUCCGUGGACGGGAAUGUCAUAAAACAGAGAGGCCAUGUGCUAAAUGUAAUGGAGGCAAAGGAAAACUCCAUGACAACGUACACAAUUACUAUGACGAAAACAGGGAACUGGACAGUUAGAAAUUUCAGGAAUGAAAAUAUAUCCCUCACACUCUCUGUCAAUGAGUGUGGCACUUCCAGUAAUUUUAUUUUGACUGGCAAAGUAACUACUCGUAACAUUGGAAUUAAAGAGGACUAUUGGGGAUAUUCGUCGCUCUCAGACUGGACAAGCAAAUUGCCCGGAUGUCAAAUGGGACCACGAUUUAAGAAGGCUAUGUUUGUUGAGUACUAUAGCAACCUUUUUAUGUUUGAAACUCGUCAGCCAGAUCCACGAGACGAAACUUUGCAUGGUCCGCAACUUGCAGCCAAUGUUGGCGACAGAAUCACCAUAGAAAUUAAAAACAAUGGAAGACGCCCCUAUUCUCUUCAUUUGGAUGGACUCAGUGACUGGUCAGAUGAUGACAGCAUUCCCUGGGACUCCUCAAAAAUCAUAACCUGGAACAUUUUAGAGUCCAUUGGACCCGGAAGUGCAGAUACCUCUUGUAUACUGAAGCCAUAUUACUCCAAAACCAGCCAGCGAGACAUCCCAUCAGGACUGUUUGGCCCCCUAGUGAUCUGUUCCCCCUUGAUACCCUCCGAGACAGUAGAAUCCACCCUUCAGCAGAAGGUGUUUAUGGUGGGAAGUAUAGAUGAGAGGGCGAGCUGGUACUAUGAGGACAACCUGAAGGAUUCCACAGGAAUCGUCAACAUCUCAGACCCUAAAUGUGCUGAUGCAAACGUCAUUAGAGCUGUCAAUGGAUAUUCAGAUGGAACCAUAAAAAACAUGACAAUACCAUUAGGAGCUGAUGUGUAUUUUCACUUUCUCAACAUUGGCAAUAACCUCCUAACCAUUCAUUUGUAUGGACUGAAAAUCAUUGAUUCCAAUCAAGAAGGAAUUGGACGUAGUACCAUCACUUUGUAUCCCUGGGCAUCCAAGUCCAUCGUGACCAGAUUCGACUCCCCGGGGUCAUUCCUAUACGAGGAACUAAUAACCGAAGGACACACAACCAGGAUCUCUGGACUCUACACGGUUGUUACAAAUACCAAGCUUUCAUGAUGUACUAGGUUUACAAAUUCAGUUUUAUAGCCCCCUCCAACCCCCAACCCCAUCUUGUUUGCUGCCAGUUUUGUAGAUUCUUUGUGUUUGAACCGUGACUUAUGAAUCUUGAAGUUACUUUUCUAUUUUGAAACUUCUGUUGCAAAAUUUAUUAUGAAAAAGGAUGGCGAUUUGAUCAUCUCACGGUGUGAAUAAAGAAGAGAGAGGAUAAAAAAAAUCAAUUAGAGAAAUUUAAACGAAACACCAGAAUAAAAGUAAAAUUACAGGUAUUCAAAAAUGCACUGCUUUUAAAUCCGUGUCCCUUUUAUACACUGCAUACUGCCAUGUUUUAUAAGCAAUAAACACUGUAGAUGUAA
This is a messenger RNA of Ostrea edulis (European flat oyster), 3260 nucleotides long. Its product is annotated as ceruloplasmin-like. Bases 187 to 2904 code for a protein of 905 amino acids. Gene Ontology annotation, cellular component: plasma membrane. NCBI's taxonomy places the organism in Eukaryota, Metazoa, Mollusca, Bivalvia, Ostreida, Ostreidae. Gene Ontology annotation, biological process: iron ion transport. The transcript has 14 exons. Gene Ontology annotation, molecular function: copper ion binding; oxidoreductase activity. The record is from RefSeq and is a predicted model, not a curated record.